CAUCAAUGUCAUUGUUACGUUACUUAACAGCAGCUUCAUCUCAAUUAAUACUGAUGAACAUGUGCCAGCGCCGUCGCAUUCUCUUUUCUUAUUAUUAAAUGUGAGGUGCAUCUGAAAGACGAUGCUGACCAGAUCAUGGCUACCUAGAAAGAGGCUAUUGGUCAUCACCAUCGCAAUCGCAAUCAUCAUUGUCUUCACAACCCUCUCAGAUCUACAUAAUCGAUCGUCUGAACUGGUCGCCAGUCUACAUCUCCCUUCUUACGGAGGCAGCAAUACAGCAGAGCAGGAGACUGGAUCUCAAGUGGCGAUUACAAGUCUCCUCGACGCGCAAGCGCCCAAAUACAACUAUGUCAAAGCAAUACUAGACCCCAAAGACGAAGAAUUUGAGCGACUUCUGUGCCCGGCACCUGCUACUAAGCGCUACGACUAUCUUCGAGUCGGCCAGGGAAAUGCGGAAGCCGGCGAUAAGCAGAUAAAAUACUUUUUUGCGCUCAAUCUGCGACAAUGCAUAGGCAUACUCCCUCGAUUGCUGGGAUCCGUUGUGGAAACUGUGCGAUUUCUCGGUCCCGAAAACUGCGCUUUAUCGAUAGUGGAAGGACAUUCCGAUGAUGGGACUCGUGAAGUACUGGAUGCGCUGCGCGUAGACAUGGAAAACCUGGGACUGGAAUUUCACCUCCAAACCAGCGACAUCGAUCCUAAGCAGGGAGACCGAAUCGAAGGUCUUUCAGGUCUUCGAAACUUGGCUCUCGAACCACUGCUCAACAAUUCGACUCGGUAUUCCCCGGACGCAGCGGUGGUUUUCGUCAAUGACGUCGCCAUAUGUAUGGAGGAUAUGCUGGAGCUGGUCCACCAACGCGUCUUCCAGAACGCGGACAUGACAUGUGCGAUGGACUGGUCAGACAUAGACCCUGCGCCUAUCUUUUACGACAUCUGGAUUGCGAGAGCUAUCAAUGGAGACACAUUUUGGGAGAUCCCCCCGGAUGGAGGGUGGCGAUUUUCCUCGAAUCUGUUCUGGAACCACCCAGUUUCCCGUCAGCGAUUCGAUGAGCACAAGGCCUUCCAGGUUUUUGCCUGCUGGAAUGGCGCUGUUGUCUUUAGUGCAAAGCCUUUGAUUGAGAAAAAUAUACGAUUUAGGAAGUCGAAGGCUGGAGAGUGUUAUUCAGGUGAACCGCGACUGUUCUGCAAGGACCUGUGGAUUAAGGGGUAUUCGAAGAUUGCGGUGGUACCGUCAGUUAACUUGGACUAUUCGGAUAAGUCUGCUAAGAAGGCCAAGACGUUGCAUGGGUAUGUUUCUGACGCGGUGAAGGCAGAGGGCAACGAUAAGUCGUUGAAGAUUGUGUGGGAUGAUAAACCACCUGAACAGGUCAAGUGUAUGUCUGAUUUUUCGGACCAAUCUUGGGUGCCCUGGAAUCAGGGAUUUGAGUCUGAGAGUUGAAUGUAUUAUACCCGUCUGAUCUAGCCUUCCUCUUCGUCGUUAAUUUACAUAACAAUGCACUUUCACUGAGACUAUUAUGUGGCUAUUCGGACUUGCAUUCACUAGCCCGGUUGUGUUCCAACAGCGCCUGGCCUUGAUGGUGGUCGGGGUGAUCUCUGACCAAGAAUUUGUUGCUGAUAGUUGCUGUGGUAUGUUACAUCGCACAUAUGGCGGCAGUCGACAAGAAGCAGCUGUGGGAGACCAACGAUAUUAUCUUGAACAGCAACUACUCAACUCAAGAAUUAUAAUUUGGCGAACCAAACUCCCAGUGGGCUUCUAAGCAAUGAAAGGUAAGACAACAGCCGUCGUCCGCAUUUUAGAUGCCAGGAGGUAUGUUUGGAGGGACGGACGCCGAGAGGCUGAAAGAGCCGCAAAUACAUCUAGGCAAAGUGCCUAGCAUAAGAGGCAAGCCGUUGGCACAUGCAUACAAUCCAAGCUACCAGUUUCCAAGUGAAAAGACGGCGAAUGCGCCUUGUGUUAAUGAUGUGCUUUCAUCUAAAAGUGCUGCGCGAGAAAAGAGAGCUGGGAUAAGUCCAUUUCAAUAUAUAUGAUAAUUUGAAGCUAUGAG
Molecule: messenger RNA, 2042 nt
Organism: Pseudogymnoascus verrucosus
Lineage: Eukaryota; Fungi; Ascomycota; Leotiomycetes; Thelebolales; Thelebolaceae
Exons: 2
Coding region: 122-1435 (437 amino acids)
Source: RefSeq, a predicted model, not a curated record